AUGUUACUUCCGAACAAACAUGCUCUAGGUUGCAAAUGGGUCUUCAAACUCAAGUAUCGUUCUGCCGGAACUUUGGAGCGAUACAAAACUCGUCUCGUUAUCUUUGCAACAAAGAAUUGGGAUUUGUUUCAGACGGAUGUGCAUAAUGCUUUUCUUCAUGGUGAUCUUGAAGAGGAAGUAUACAUGAAACCACCACCUGGUUUCUCUGCUCUGGAUAAAGCAAAGAAUAGGAAGGAUUACUCUUUGUUCUCUUAUACCCGUGGUCCAACUCGUCUUCAUGUCUUGGUGUAUGUUGAUGAGUUAAGCAUCAGCAGCAAUGAUCCCACUCUUACCACUAAAUUCAAGGCUUAUAUGAGUCAAUGUUUUCACAUGAAGGAUCUCGGGAUUCUUAAGUAUUUUCUUGGGAUUAAGGUGUCCCGUGCUCAGGAAGGUAUUUAUCUCUCUCAAAGGAAGUAUGCCUUGGAUAUCAUUUCAGAAUGUGGUUUGACUGGUUCCAAGCCGUUUGAUACACCGAUCGAACAAAAUCACACUCUUGGCAAAGAUGAUGGUCCAUUGCUUGACAAUCCCGCACAAUAUCGCCGUCUAGUGGGUCGUCUGGUUUACUUAAUAUUCACGCGACCUGAGUUAAGUUAUGUGGAACACCCUACUCGGGUGGUUCAAUACUUGAAAGGAACACCCGGACAUGGCGUGUUCUUAAGUUCUGACUCGGAUCUUUCUCUCGUCACCUAUUGUGAUUCUGAUUACAAUACUUGUCCAUUCUCCCGCCGCUCUUUAACUGGUUAUGUGGUUUCUCUUGGUGGUUCUCCAGUGUCUUGGAAAACGAAGAAACAACAGGUUGUCUCUCGUUCUUCGGCUGAAGCCGUAUACAUGGCUAUGUCAAUGGCUCUCUGUGAAGUUAAGUGGCUUAAGGAACUUCUUCUCACUUUCGGUGUCACACAUUCUGCUCAUGUUGCUUUCUUUUGUGAUAAUGAAGCAGCUCUUCACAUUGCUGCUAACCCAGUCUUCCACGAAUGCACCAAACAUAUCGAAAGUGAUUGUCAUUUUGUUCGUGAUGCGGUUCAAGAUGGUACCAUUUCUACUCAUCACGUUUUUUCCGAGGAGCAGGUUGCGGAUUUUCUUAUUAAAGCACUUGGUCGACAACAAUUUGACUAUCUACUCCGCAAGAUGGGAGUUCGUGAUCUCCACUCACCAUCUUAA
Camelina sativa (false flax) is the source of this 1197-nucleotide messenger RNA. The record is from RefSeq and is a predicted model, not a curated record. NCBI's taxonomy places the organism in Eukaryota, Viridiplantae, Streptophyta, Magnoliopsida, Brassicales, Brassicaceae.